CUCUCUCUCUCUCUCUCUAAAGAUCGAAUCUUUCUCUCUCCAAAUCAACCUUUUAAAUAAACCUAUCACCUCUCACUAAGCUCACUUCACACACACACACACACACACACACUCACUCUCUGCUUUCGGAUUCGGGUCGGAUGAGUUCGGGUUUCUGAGAGGGUGAAAUGGAUCCUCCACUUAUCCACGACGCGUCUUUCUCGGCGGUGAACCCGGCGGCGUACAGCCUGGCGGAGAUUUGGCCCUUCGGCGGCGAGCCCGGCGGGUUGGGCCUCCGAAUGGGCAGUUUGGGCGGUGGGUUGGGAGAGAGCUCCGGGAAUAGAGAUGGGUCGUUGGAGGAGUCGACGGUGACGGAGCAGAGCGGCGGCGGAGGAAGGAAGAGGAAGGAUGUGAGCUCCGAGGAUGAGUCUUCUAAGAUUGUUUCUACUAGUAGUGCUGAUGGCUUGAAGGAUUCGAGUGGAAAACGGAUGAAGUUAGAGGGAGCUAGAAAUGAAAACGGCAAGUCUAAAGCUGAAGUUGAAACAAGUUCAGAGGCUGGUGAUAAGCGAGAUGAACAGAGCACUAAACCUUCUGAGCCACCAAAGCAGGAUUAUAUCCAUGUGAGGGCGAGAAGAGGCCAAGCUACCGAUAGCCACAGUCUUGCAGAGAGAGCAAGGAGAGAAAAGAUCAGUGAGAGGAUGAAAAUUCUUCAAGAUUUGGUUCCUGGAUGUAAUAAGGUUAUUGGGAAAGCACUUGUCCUCGAUGAGAUUAUUAAUUACAUCCAGUCACUGCAGCGUCAAGUCGAGUUCCUUUCAUUGAAGCUUGAGGCGGUCAAUUCAAGGGUGAACAUGAAUCCCACCAUUGAAGUCUUUCCUUCAAAAGAUCUUAAUGCGCAGCAAUUUGAUGCAGCCGCGUUGUUAUUUGGAUCACACACACCAAGGGAGUAUGCACAGGGCUCGCAAGCUGAAUGGCUGCAUAUGCAGGUUGGUGGUAGCUUUGAAAGAACAACAUAAAUUCAGGGAAUAUAAAUCAAGUCCAAAUUGGUGUGGGAUGUGCGCAAGUAGUUCUACGUCUGGUGUAGUAGAAACGUAUUUUCUGAGUGUACUAAUGUAGUGUGAUCGAUCAUGGUAACAUGGUAGUAUGUCAUAUUAGCUGUAGGAAAUGCAUCUAGUCUUGUCAUUUCAUCUUUAGCAGAUAUACUGUUGUGUUAUCGCUGGGCAUUUGGCACCAAUAGAAAUGUCUUGAAGGAUUUAGUCGAAAUGUGCAACAGAAGGAUUGUGCUUUCUGCAAUUUAUUGGAACAUCUGAUUAUUUUCACACUACUCGUUCAAUGUCACGAAUAAAAUACUGUUCAAU
This is a messenger RNA of Fragaria vesca subsp. vesca, 1334 nucleotides long. RefSeq names its product transcription factor bHLH79-like. The record is from RefSeq and is a predicted model, not a curated record. Gene Ontology annotation, molecular function: DNA-binding transcription factor activity; protein dimerization activity. The transcript is spliced from 6 exons. Gene Ontology annotation, biological process: regulation of DNA-templated transcription. Bases 168 to 992 code for a protein of 274 amino acids. Lineage: Eukaryota; Viridiplantae; Streptophyta; Magnoliopsida; Rosales; Rosaceae. Gene Ontology annotation, cellular component: nucleus.